Molecule: messenger RNA, 2349 nt
Organism: Penicillium diatomitis
Lineage: Eukaryota; Fungi; Ascomycota; Eurotiomycetes; Eurotiales; Aspergillaceae
Exons: 11
Coding region: 1-2349 (782 amino acids)
Biological process (GO): glucan catabolic process
Molecular function (GO): beta-glucosidase activity
Source: RefSeq, a predicted model, not a curated record
AUGUUGGUCAAGGGUCUAGCUGGCAGCUUGCUGCUUGUGCAGCUAGUGACUUCUGCCGCAAGCAAGUCGACGCCUGCGUACAAGGACCCAACAGCCUCUGUGGAUAAACGUGUCAAGGAUUUAUUGAGUCGAAUGACCAUUGAAGACAAGAUGGCUCAAUUGAUGCAAGGCGAUAUUACCAAUUGGAUGAAUCAAACUUCCGGCGCCUUUAACUACACCGGACUCGUCACCAACAUGCAGAUGAAAGCAGGAUCAUUCUAUGUUGGUUAUCCGGUUCCCUGGGACUGGAUUGCGGACAAUGUGAAGAAAGCCCAAGAUUACUUAGUUCACAACACCACUCUUGGAAUUCCGGCUCUUGUUCAGAGCGAGGGUAUUCAUGGCUUCUUGCUCGGCAAUGCAACUAUCUUCAACUCCCCCAUCGCGUAUGGAUCAUCUUGGAACAGAGAUGCAAGUUCACAUCUUGUGGAGAAAAUGGCCGAGGUGAUUGCCCAAGAAGCCCAGACCCUCGGAGUCAAUCAGCUCUUCGCACCAGUCGUAGACUUGGCUCGCGAGCUUCGCUUCGGACGAGUCGAAGAAACAUUCUCGGAAGACCCAUUCCUAGCAGGAGAAAUCGGUUACAGUUACGUCAAGGGCCUACAAAGCAAGAAUGUCUCCGCCAUGGUCAAGCAUUUUGUUGGAUUCAGUAACCCCGAGCAAGGCCUAAAUACUGGUCCUGUUCACGGCGGCGAGAGAGAGCUUCGUACUACCUGGAUGCCGUCUUUCAAACGUGCAAUUAUCGACGCAGGCGCUUGGUCUAUCAUGGCCGCUUACCACUCGUAUGACGGUAUCCCAGCCGUCUCGGAUUACCACACUUUGACUGAGAUCCUGCGCGAGGAAUGGGGCUAUGACUAUUUUGUCAUGACUGAUGCUGGCGGCAGUGACCGACUCUGCAACGCAUUCAAGCUUUGCGCGACCAAUCCUAUCGACAUGGCUUCGGUCACAACGCAGCUGUUGGGGGCUGGCACGGACGUGGAAAUGGGAGGCGGUUCUUUCAACUUCCAGAAGAUUCCCGAUCUCGUUAAGUCCGGCAAGCUUGACAUCAAGACUGUUGACCAAGCUGUAUCACGUUUCCUUCGAGUGAAGUUUGAGAUGGGUUUAUUUGAGAAUCCCGACCUAGCUGCACCGAAAGACAAGUGGAAGAGCUUGAUCAACAACUCGGCUGCUAAGAAACUUGCGCGUGACCUGGACAAGGAGUCAAUCGUGCUUCUCGAGAAUCACGACUCCACGCUGCCGCUCAAGAAGUCUGGAAGUAUUGCAGUAAUUGGGCCCAUGGCCCACGGAUACAUGAAUUACGGAGACUACGUUGUUUAUCAAAGCCAGUAUCGUGGAGUUACCCCGUUGGACGGUAUCAAGGCAGCCGUUGGUUCGAAGGCCAACAUAAACUAUGCGCAAGGUUGCGAGCGAUGGAGCAACGAUCAGUCUGGCUUCGCAGAGGCGAUUGCCGCGGCCAAAAAAUCCGAUGUGGCCGUUGUUGUCGUCGGUACCUGGUCAAGGGAUCAAACCCAGCUCUGGCAAGGGCUCAAUGCUACGACCGGCGAGCAUGUUGAUGUCGAUGAUCUCUCGCUAGUAGGCGCCCAGGGCCCUCUCAUCAAAGCCAUUGCAGACACAGGCGUUCCAACCAUCGUUGUGCUCUCAAGCGGCAAGCCUAUCACAGACACUUGGAUUGCCAACUCGACAUCCGCCCUUGUCCAACAAUUCUACCCGUCAGAGGAGGGUGGCAACGCCUUGGCCGAUGUCCUCUUUGGUGAUUACAACCCCUCCGGCAAGCUCUCCGUUAGCUUCCCCCAUUAUGUCGGUGAUCUCCCAAUUUUCUACGACUAUCUGAACUCGGGUCGUUCCAUCGGCGACUCAGGACACAUCUACAAGAACGGAACCCUCAAGUUCGGACACCAAUAUGUUCUGGGUAGCCCGCUUCCGUGGUACCCAUUCGGAUACGGCAAGAGCUAUUCCAACUUCCAGUAUGGAACUGUCAGUGUCGACCGCUGCAAAAUCUCCGCGCACGACGAGAAAGUCACCAUAAGCGUUGAUGUCACCAACACCGAUAAGAGCCGAGACGGCACUGAAGUCGUCCAGGUAUACGUCUCUGAUGACAUUGCGUCAGUGGUUGUUCCCAACCGUGCACUGAAGGGUUUCGAAAAGGUCAUGAUCCCUGCGGGUAAGACUAAGAACGUCAAGAUUCCUAUCCUGGUGAAGGAUAUUGGACUCUGGAACAAUCGCAUGAAAUAUGUGAUUGAGCCAGGUAACUUUACUGUGCUUGUCGGUAGCAGCUCGGAGGACAUUCGAGGGAACGUGACUUUUACCGUCCAGUAG